Phytophthora nicotianae INRA-310 is the source of this 818-nucleotide messenger RNA. RefSeq lists its product as hypothetical. The coding region runs from base 1 to 663 and encodes 220 amino acids. NCBI's taxonomy places the organism in Eukaryota, Oomycota, Peronosporomycetes, Peronosporales, Peronosporaceae. The record is from RefSeq and is a predicted model, not a curated record. The transcript is spliced from 3 exons.
AUGACGUUCGUCCCGCUGUAUCUACGUCUGUACCCGGUCUUCCUGGCUUGCAGUUCAAUUGUAAUGUUGCAAUGGUUACAGCGUCUGAUAAAGGCUCACAAAUGUGGUGGAUAUGUUCAACAGGGCGGCUUCAGUUUGUGUCAAUGGUAUCACGCCACUGAUGUCGAGAACCGUGAGCUCUACCACGACAUGUCACUCAAGUACAUGAUGACGGCCGUCCCCCAGUUAUUAGCAGCACUACUGCUGCUUUACUACGCCUGCACAUUUUCACGAGUGUCGAGUGCCUUCGUACACCACAUGCUGGUGAAUUCUUGGCUACACCAGAGCGUGACGAGCCUCAUGAUGGCCUCACUCCUGUUCUCGGCCUUCCAUCUUUCGCUCAGCGUUUGCUGCUCCAUCCCUGCGUUAUGCCCCGUGGACCCAACAGCUUGCCAGCUCAGUCGCAUCGUGGCCUGCCCGGAGUCUGUAGCGCAUCUCACACAUUAUAACCUGUACCCACGACUGGUCCACUACAGUGCAACGUUCACCAUGACGCUCGCUUUAUCCAGCAUCGAGCCUGCACACAUCAUCAAGGACCUCAACGCACGAGUGCACCGAGCCAAGUUUAUCACAUUUUCUCGGCGCGAACCAGAGCACGAAGCUUCUGCUUCCGUUGUCUUCUAAACCUCGCACACUACUAUCAGAGAAGAAACAAAUGCAGCCAUUUCACUGCGAGAAGCUUCCUUAAUGGUCUUAUCACUGUAUCAACGCACUAAUUGCGCCCAGGGAUCUUCGAGAAAGGAUGGCUGGAAAAACACUCUUCCCGGUCCGUUAUCCGU